UGUGAAGAAGUGCAGCAAGGGUAGCUGCAGAAGAUAAGUGCCAAAGGGACCGACAUGCGAGCUCAGGUCGAUCUGCGUCACGAUUGGACUGGACUCAUGAAAACAAGUCACCUUUACUUCUCGACUGCUUCUGUACCUUGCAGGGAAUUGCUGCGAGCACCCCGCUUCAGACACACAUCCGUUGAUUCCCGCCGUCUCUGACAAUGAUGGUCAUGCUAGCAGUUAGAGUCGCUCGAUAAUUCUUCUGACUGCUCGCCCGUCCACUGCCUUGCUUUGCGUUGGUUCCGCGGUCAGUGCCGUAGGCCUGACCUGUGUCAUGGACUCACGUUAUGAGGAUGGACCCUCGCUCACGUAGGCUAAAAUUCCGACUCAGGAGCUUCGUGCAGCAUGCAGGAGUUUCGUCAGGAGGCGAUGGAGAGCAACCAGGGAAGCAUCUAAACCUCUCUGGUUUCGGUGGUCAUUGCUUUGCAGGAUGAACGAAGCGAUGUGGGGCGAACAGAUUAAUAUGUGUGCAUGAUUCUGUCUGAUGAAAUUCUAUAAACCCAGCUUCCUUUAAGCUGCCAUGAUUGAAUGCUCUGACAUAAAUUAUUCGUCGGAUACGGAUUUUAUUUCUGAAAGUUUGAUCGUCCUUUCGCAUCGAGUGACGCUGUGGGGUGCGGUAUCAUGGCCGGAAACGGUGAAAUUGUAGGCAACAAUUUAUGUUAGUUGUUACAUCUGGAAGAGAAUAAUAUAUGUGCUUGUGUUCUGUCUCACUGCAGAAAAACCAGUCUUACCAAUCAGACAUCUUUCAGCUCGCCCUCCUGUCAUGGUCAUUCGAUUCGAUGAGUUCGAAAGCUUGAGUAGUUUCUUCUAUCCUCGAAGAUUUGUCGAUAUUUCGUUGUGGUGCAAAACGCUCAAAGCUGCAUGCAACGAGUGGCCAUGAGGGUCAAACAAUCAGAAAGAGAACUACUUUCUAUUAUUGCACAUGCUGUAAACACCUGCUAACAACAAGAGCUGACGAGCUAACAUCUGAAGGCUAGCUGUCUAACUCAGCUUUGACCUUGUGAGGAUCGGAACCUGUACGCACGUUUAGUCAGAGCUUCCCGUAAGUUAUAUUCUCCACUCCAAGAGCACUUUCUGGACACCGCUUCUCAGCUUACCCGAGACCGAUCAGAUGGUCUGCGAGAGUACCUAGAAUGUCUGAGCCGAUUCAACUGAGCGUCUAAUUUAUCAUGGUUGCCUAGGACCCGCAGCAAGUGCCCAGAGAAGUGAUGAAUUGAUGUAAGAUCCCUCUUUCCGAGACGGGUAGAAAGGUUGAGAUGUGCACUUUCUCAACAAUAGCUGGCUUCGCAGCGUGCAGAAUUGCCAGGAGAGUUUCAUGCGCGGUGAAUUUUGUCUCAUGGUUCAGCUGUGGUGGAGCUCCCUUGUUCUUUCUCGAAGCCAUGGUCCGAGUAUUAGUCAAAUUAUUCUUCUCAUUCAUAUUUGCGUUUCUCAGGGUGCGAAGACCAGAGAAUUCGCAGCUUCUCAAGGCUAUCCUUCUUCCAUCAAGUCUGUCAUCACUAUCCUGAUCGAUGCAUUCCUGAAGGGCGGCGAAAAUAUUCGACGAGUUUUCUCUCUGAAUGUAGCCCGAGUAUUGCCACGUCUGUCACUCCAAGAUUUGAGUCAGAGGCUUCCGAGCUGCUGACAGAUGAACCUUGGACCCUCUGCUUGUAGUAAGCGAUGGCGACACGAAGACCUUGCCCUAAGAAGGGGACUUCGAGCACAUUUGUCAUGGAAUGCACUCUUUAUGUGGGAAACUAAGUCGCUGCAUUCUAAGCGGAGACAGUGCUCAUUCAUCGUACUGUCCUUCUGAAAGGUUCAUUAUGUUCUCAAUUGCUGAUUUCCAGUAUCUCUGGGAUACUCUAUGGAUCCUUUGUACAGUUCAUCUGAGGCCUUCGACACUCAAAAGGCACUGAUUGUUAUUUCUAAUCCUGCAUGUACAGUGUGUUGACAGCCCCCAGAGAGAUCACGUGGUGGCACCCGUGAGCUUCAGGUUGGGUCUCAUAAACAGAAACAUUAAUUCAGCUCACCAUGAGUAUUUUAGUCCUAUCUGUGCCCCUGAUCUGUCACAGGGCAGUAAUAAUCCACUUCAUCCUUCACUGGUUUAUUGCAGUUUAUUUCCUGCAGGUCCAGACCUAAACAGCAAGGUAAAAAUACAUCUCGAGGAAGCUCACCUGAAAGUCUUAGUUAUCAAUUAAGUAGUUUUCUCAUGCAAGUCGUUAUCGGAAUCUGUGAGGCAGUCUUGACGCAAGUAUGUUGACUGAAACGAAGCGAAUCCAAACC
Marchantia polymorpha subsp. ruderalis is the source of this 2301-nucleotide messenger RNA. NCBI's taxonomy places the organism in Eukaryota, Viridiplantae, Streptophyta, Marchantiopsida, Marchantiales, Marchantiaceae. The record is from the annotation of a GenBank genome assembly.